This is a messenger RNA of Schistocerca piceifrons (Central American locust), 2199 nucleotides long. Its product is annotated as speckle-type POZ protein-like. Lineage: Eukaryota; Metazoa; Arthropoda; Insecta; Orthoptera; Acrididae. The record is from RefSeq and is a predicted model, not a curated record. Gene Ontology annotation, molecular function: ubiquitin protein ligase binding. The coding region runs from base 565 to 1842 and encodes 425 amino acids. Gene Ontology annotation, biological process: regulation of proteolysis; proteasome-mediated ubiquitin-dependent protein catabolic process. The transcript is spliced from 7 exons. Gene Ontology annotation, cellular component: cytoplasm; nucleus.
AAUUGAUUAGCCACAUUCAUGUAUUGUAUGUAUUGCAACGAUAUCUUGUUUCGCUGUGUUACGACUAAACAUUUAAACAGUAUUUAGAGAAGAACGUAGAAACGGAAGUAUACUGGUGCAGGUAUCGAAAGCGGAAGUGUGUUAAUGUCAAUAUUCGGAUAACGAUCACAGCUUGUGCGUGGUAGUGGCAUCUAGCGGCAAGUUGUUAGGUGGUUGUUUUGCUGCCCGGCGUAAAAGCGGACUGUAGUGCAAACUGGAGGUUUUCAUCUGGUUGUUGUUAAACACUUCAAGACAUUAGAAGCCCUGCCAUUCUGAAGUGAUGCAUUAGUAUAAUGGGCAGUGGGCAUAGUGUAUGAAGAUUAAAUUUGUUGUGCUGUUUCCAGUUUUACAUUAUCUGAUAAGGUUGUCAUCACAUUGAAGAUGUUUUGCAUAAAUUUUUAAACUUGGCCGAAGCAGGACACAAAUAUGUCUUUACUUAAGACCACGAGUGUGCUCAUAACAAGAAACCAAGACUGAAUGUGGAUCUGUUCAUGGCCAUAGCAGUUUAAUGGAUCUCUAUGAGAAAUGUCUCAAGAACAGAGGACUCUGCGAAGGGCUGUCAGACAGUUUAUCCGUUUCAGGUGCCACGCGUCAACCAACAUGUUCCCAUUAGCGCAAAGUCCACAAUUUCCGCAGGCUCAUUCAUUUGGUAAUGCAAGUUUGACGCCGACAUCCACGGUGCCAUUGUCACCUGUUGUGGAAGGUACAAUAUGUCAACCACCAAUGAUCACCGCAAGCAGGUGCAAUAAUGUGUCAGCUGCAGGCAUUACAAGAUUUGAGAAAGAAAAAGUUGUUUACACCUGGACAGUUACGGGCAUAAAGAACUGGCCCGAGGACGUGAGCAGCAUAGCAUCUACUUCUUUCCGUCACCCAAAUUCGAGCGAGUGGUGCAUGGUGCUGUCGAAGAAAGGCAACGAGUUACAUCUCUGUUUCUGGUUGAAAGUAAGCAAGGAACCUGCCAAAGCAAACCUGAAAGCUACACUUUCUUUAGGUGGAGACGAGAAACGUGAAGUGUAUCCGCCGUUAUACUGUACACUUAAAGGGGGUGAGAAGUCAGCACCAAAGUCUAUCAGUGACACCUUUCCCAUUACAGAUGGUUACAGGAAUGUGGGUGACAGAUUGACAUUCGAGUGCGAGGUGGAGAUUAUGUGCAUUGUGUGGGACGAGUUGCCAAGUGCUUCUGCUCUGGAGACUGAGCCCGGCCUUGCUAGAGACUUCGGUAACUUGUUGGAGUCCCAAGAUUUUUCAGACUUCAUUCUGCAAGCUGGAGAUGUCAAAUUCAAAGCGCACAAGGCAGUGCUGUCCACCCGCAGCCCUGUCUUUGCCAGAAUGUUGCAGCAGGAUAUGAAGGAAGCACAAGAAAACUGCGUCUACAUCGAGGGCGUGGAACCGGGUGUGGUGGCAGAGGCACUGCGUUACAUGUAUACAGGCCGCGCACCGGCACUGUGCGAUAUGGCCCGGGGCUUGCUGGUGUUUGCAGACCGUUACGACCUGUGUGAGCUAAAGAGCCAGUGCGAGGUGGAGCUGGCGAGGCGCCUCACCAUAGACAAUGCUGCCAAUUCUGCAGUCUUUGCUGUGGUCAACUCAUGUGAUGCCCUACUCAAGGCUUCUGUAGCUUUCAUAAAGCGGCAUAUUGAAGAGGUGAUGGGCACUACAGGCUGGAAGGAUGCCCUCCACAGCGACCCUGACUCUGUCGAAAAGAUCAGUCAACUCAUCGCAGCUGGUUCCCAGAGUAAAUCCGAUGAUGACUCUGCAAAGAAGAAUGUAAUUGGAAAACCAUUGGACGGCAUACACUGGAAUUAGUAUGCAACAUGAAACUUGAUGCGGCACAUAAGUUUUGUGUUCUGUGACGGGUUCCUGUGCUGCUGUGCAUGUAAUGGGUGACAGACAAGGAUCCAAGAUGAGAAGUCUGCUUGAAGUUUGGAGGGCAGUAUAACGUGAUAAUUAUUAUUAUUUCUUUGUAAUACCCUGUAUCUUGUGAAAUUGAUUCACAACUUAUUACUGUAGUGUAGUUAGGUUACCAAAUUUUGAUAUGCCUAAAAGUUAUAUAAUUCCUUCAAGUAUUUUAAUGUAUGUGUUUCCUCAUAAGUAACUUCAUACAUUGUAUGAAUAAAUGUAUUGUUUAUGAUAUUAAAAACUAUUUCGAUACUGUGAUCUUCA